GAAAUAUGAGUGCACCCAUAUUGGUGGCACCAUCCAUAGUAAAAAUAAGUGUAGCUCUUGGAACAGAACAAAAAUAGACCUAGGAGGCACCCACCCGGCCAAGCAGCCUUGGGACACCGCACUAGAACUGAGAGAGGGACUCACUGCGGCGGCGGCAGCGGAUAAUGGGCAGCGGCAAGGAGAAGAAGAGGAAGACGAACAACGACUUUUCCCCGCGUCCCAAGAAAUUGAAGACGAAGAAGGAAGGCGCGCGUAAGGGGCACGAUAAGGAGAACGGGAGGGCUGACACCAGCAAUGGCAAAAAGGAAAACGGCGCCGCACUAUAUCCGACGGCGUCUGAGCAGCUCAAAUUCUUCAUUCAUCACUACCAAUCUGCAAAUCGGGUUCAGCUCUCUCCUCUCGAGCUCGAAUCCUUCAAAGAUACUUGCAUGGUCGAACUCAUUCAAGAUCAAGCUGAAAACAAAAGAACUCUUGGAGAUCAUUUGAAGGCUGCUUUUGGAUCUUCGUGGAAGGAUCUUCUUUGUAGAAAUCAAUUCAAAGCUGGGAAAGUUGAACCUGGCCAUCCUGCACUUAUUGUAAUUAGCUCAUCAGCUCUACGCUCUCUGGAACUUCUCAGGGAGUUGAGACUGUUCACUAAGGAAUGCCCUCCUGCAAAGCUCUUUUCCAAGCACAUGAAGAUUGAUGAGCAGGUGUCCUUUCUGAAGAACCGUGUCAAUAUUGCUAGUGGUACACCAAGCAGGAUCAAGAAGUUGAUUGAUAUGGAGGCAUUGGGCUUGUCUCGACUAACUGUGGUUGUGCUUGAUAUGCAAAUGGAUGUAAAGGGCUAUUCACUGCUAACACUUCCUCAAGUCAGAGAGGAGGUGUGGGAUUUGUACAAGAGCUAUUUCCACGAGAGAAUGGUGGAGGGGACGCUGCGUAUGUGUCUCUACGGCCCACUGCCAGAAAUAACCCGGACCAAGAAGGUUGUUGAUGACUGAUUCCUUUCGGCUCCUUACAUCAACCUAUAGAAAUCACAUUACCCUUUUUGGAAAUGUUCCAUAUUUUUCUGUUUUCAGAAAAGAUAUGAGAGAUGAAAGGAGUGUUUUUAGACCUUGUCCAAAUCUUAUCCUGGGCAAGACUCAAGAGAGCUGAUUGUUCCUUUGUACUUGUGCUUAUUUCUAUCAACAAACCCACUCAAGAGAGCUGAUUGUUCCUUUGUACUUGUGCUUAUUUCUAUCAACAAACCCCUGUUUUUGCACGUGUGUGUGUGUAAAAGUCACAGUGAUUGGUUUAGUUU
Cuscuta campestris is the source of this 1276-nucleotide messenger RNA. NCBI's taxonomy places the organism in Eukaryota, Viridiplantae, Streptophyta, Magnoliopsida, Solanales, Convolvulaceae. The record is from the annotation of a GenBank genome assembly.